UGGAUGGUGGACGCAGUAACCUUGGAUGGAGAAGCUCCUGGUGGAUGGUGUUUUGGGCAGGGGCCAUCCUCCAUAGUAGCGUCCUCGUGGCUCAAACUGGUGAAACCAUUGUUAUUGAGGCAAUUCCUCCAAAUCCAGUGGAGACGUUUGAGGUCCUGCUGAAGCCACCAACUCCCCCAGAGACUACUAUCUUUUGCACCUGGUACCGUCAGUCAACGGGGGCCGAUCCGCUGCUAGUGGUUCAAAGUGUAAACAAGACCGGACCAGGAUAUACUGGGAGAGAAACGAUCUACCCCGACUGCUCCCUUCAUAUUAAGGAGCUACAAUUAAAUGACACUGCAAACUACUUGCUAACCAUAGCAGGAGCUACAAUUUCUAAUGGGAAUAUAAGAUUAGAAGUCACAAAGUUUGUGCCAAAGCCGAAUGUGGUUAUCUCGCCAUCCCCUUUCAUUGUGGAAUUGCAGGCCGUUCAGCUACGGUGCAAUACAACCAUCACUCAGAACGUUAGCUGGUUGAAGGACGGACAUCCUCUGCCCCCUGAGUACAACUUGACGGAUCACAACCGGAUCCUCUCCAUUGCCUCUGCAGCCAAGGAGGACACCGGGGCGUACCAGUGUGAAGUCCCCAAUGGUGACACUCCAGUCACGAGUGACCCUGCGCACCUCAGUGUGAUCUAUGGUCCAGAGGUGCCUGUCAUCCAUCCAAACAAUGCCUGUAAUAAAGAAUACCAAACCAUCAUCCUCAACUGUCUGGCUGCUUCGUAUCCCGGGCCUCAGUACACUUGGUACCGUGAUGGUACCGUGAUGGAUCGCGGGCCCAAAUUAAUCAUCGAAAACUUCACUGAGAGCCAAGCUGGGAUCUACGUCUGUGAAGCCCUGAAUGAGCUUCUUCAAACACGGAAUGAGAGCGACGGUCAGCACAUCCGCUUGGAGAAAA
This is a messenger RNA of Protobothrops mucrosquamatus (brown spotted pit viper), 936 nucleotides long. RefSeq names its product carcinoembryonic antigen-related cell adhesion molecule 5-like. The record is from RefSeq and is a predicted model, not a curated record. The transcript has 4 exons. NCBI's taxonomy places the organism in Eukaryota, Metazoa, Chordata, Lepidosauria, Squamata, Viperidae. The annotation marks the transcript as partial.